AUGUCUUUCUCCGGCCGCCGCUUGAGCAUCCUGCGCCCCUCCAACCGCCGCUUCUCGGUCGGCAAGGAGUUGUCUGAGAACGAACUCCGUUCCGAAACCCAUCGUCAGUUCCGUAGCGCCCACGAAGGUCACCGUCCCCAUGCCGGUCUUGAUGCCUCCCGUGCCUCUACUGGUGUUGUCUGGUGUACCGAGCGUGCCACCGAACAUGGUUAUGCUGAGGAUCCCUCCGCCUGGGCCAACCUAGGCCAGGGUGCGCCUGAAGCCGAUGAUGAGAUCGAGGGCAGUUUCCCUCGCCCGACUUCCAUCCCCAUCACCUCCGCCGCCCGUGAGUACGGUCCGACCGCCGGUAUCAAGCCUCUGCGUGCCGCCGUCGCUCGCCUCUACAAUGAGCACUAUCGUCAGGGCAAGGCCAGUCAGUACACUUGGGAGAACGUCUGCAUUGUUCCCGGUGGUCGUGCGGGUCUGAUCCGUAUUGCUGCUAUUCUGGGAAAUUCGUACUUGUCUUUCCCUAUCCCUGAUUACUCGGCCUACUCGGAGAUGUUGUCGCUGUUCAAGAACAUCGCUCCUAUUCCCAUUCCCCUCGCCCAAGACGACCACUACCACAUCCACCCCGAUAAGAUCGCCGAGGAGAUCGCUCGUGGAACGUCUGUGUUGCUGACCUCCAACCCUCGUAACCCUACCGGACACUUUGUCUCCAACCCCGAACUGGCUCAGAUCCAGGACAUCUGCAGAGAUCGUGCGACUCUGAUCCUGGACGAGUUCUACGGCGGCUACAACUACACUACCGACUGUGACGGAACCACGAUCAGUGGUGCCACCAACGUGGAAGAUGUCAACAAAGAUGAUGUGCUUUUGAUUGACGGUCUGACCAAGCGUUUCCGUCUUCCGGGUUGGCGUAUCGCUUGGGUUGUGGGCCCCAAGGAGUUCGUCGAUGCCCUGGGCUCUGCUGGUUCCUACCUGGACGGUGGUGCCAACGCGCCUUUCCAAGAAGCCGCCGUUCCCAUGCUCGAGCCGUCGCUGGUGCGCGCGGAGAUGAAGGCCUUGCAGGUGCACUUCCGCGAGAAGAGAGACUUUGUUGUUGGGCGCCUGCGUGAGAUCGGUUUCCGCAUCGACGACGUGCCCCAGGCCACCUUCUACAUCUGGCUUGACCUGACGUCCCUGGACCCUCCUCUUCCCAAGGAGGCCAACCUGUCCGACGGACUGAACUUCUUCAACGCCCUCUUGACCGAGAAGGUCAUUGUGGUCCCUGGUAUCUUCUUCGACCUUAACCCCGCUCACAGAAGAGAUCUGUUCGACAGCCCUUGCCACCACUUCGUUCGUCUGAGCUACGGCCCGAAGAUGGAUGUUCUGAAGAUGGGUCUGGACGGUAUCGAGCGGGUCAUCCGUAAGGCUCGGGCGCAGUUCGAGCCCAAUUGCUUGCACCUGAAAGCAGCUGGAACUGCUGCGCAAUAUGACGUGCUCGCGGUUAUGGCCAUCAACGUUCAGCGCGUCCUGAACCUGACCGUCUUCACCUUCUUCUCCGUGGUCCUGUUCCUCUGCAUCAUUCUGACUCCGGCCGAUGCGAUCUACCAGUGCUACAUCACGCAGCGCCUCACGAACAUCUUCAUCAUCACCGGCGGCUACGUUGUCACCUUUAUCCUCGCGGUCUUGAUCUACACCACGCGUAUAUAUACCAACCGAACCGUUCUCUCCGGCAUCCCUAAAGCAUGGAUCCCCGUCGAGCGAGAAGACGUUGGCAAGAGUGUGCGCCGACUGGUUAAGGAGGGUCUGGCGCAUAGUGCGAUCAUAGCCUACCAGGCUCGACCCAGAGACAUUGCAGCAGACGGAUAUGAUUUCUCAAGCUAUGAAUCACUCCUGGUGGACUACGACAAUCCGCCUUGGGGUCAGGUCGAGCACCCCGGAUGGUCCUCGCCAUCGUGUCCUGACUUGCCCGACCUACCGUAUCGAACUGUGGUCCAGGAACUGCCUCAUCUCAUUGAGGCCAAGGCCGUGUCACUAGCUCCUCCCGAUCCAAUCUUCACGGCCACUCAGCGGGCGCUUCACGCGCCUUUCCCCGAAACCGAAGAGUCGAUUCCUGACACGCGGGUAGUGGAAGUACUACGCCGGCCGACAUCGAUGGGUCUGCGGGGAUAUUUGCAGCAUCUGACUGCACUGGAUGUGAUUGAUCCGCCGGAAAUUGGGAUGGAAUUUGUCACUCUGUACGAGCGGGCGCGCUUUUCGACGCGUGAGCUACACGAGGCUGAGUUCAGGACUUUGAUGCAUGUGUUUGCGGAGCUCCUGAGGGGGAUGAAGGUUUUGGAUCCCCAGAUCUUGGAUGAGUUGCGGGGUGGGAGUUCCCAGGCUGAGAGUGAGUCUCUUAUCGGGCCCUCGGACGAGGAAGGCGAGACCGAUACGGUGGAUUCCUAUGGAGAUAGUGAAGCUAUGUCGCGGGGCCGGAGUAAUAGUCUGCGGCCUUCAAAUGCGUCCACUUGGGAGGGCGCCAGACAGGGUCGCUGGUCGCCUGUUUGGUCGAGACGCUCGGAGGCGCAGCGAACCCUGGCGCCUCCUCGGACGCCAUCAAUGCGGUCGCUUCGGCGAGUGCAAUCGAAUGUGUCUGGUAGCUCCGGAGGAAGCGUGAUUCGCCUGGUCGAGACCCGGAGUCCGACGGACUUACCGUACGCUUAUAAUGUUGGCAGCAGCAGCCGCGUCGACGGUAGACCUCAAACAUAG
This is a messenger RNA of Aspergillus welwitschiae, 2709 nucleotides long. Its product is annotated as putative aminotransferase, classes I and II. Gene Ontology annotation, biological process: biosynthetic process. The coding region runs from base 1 to 2709 and encodes 902 amino acids. The transcript is spliced from 5 exons. Lineage: Eukaryota; Fungi; Ascomycota; Eurotiomycetes; Eurotiales; Aspergillaceae. The record is from RefSeq and is a predicted model, not a curated record. Gene Ontology annotation, molecular function: pyridoxal phosphate binding.